AUGGACGUCGUUGACGGUCAAAUUAUUGAUACACUAUGUCGUCUUGAUCCGAACUUUUUUGAUAGUCUACAAGAGAUUCCAAGCAGUAUUACAGAGCUUCGCACAGAUAUCUUUUAUCAAGCUAUCGUAAUGCUGGUAUGGUCAUGCAGACCAACUACAAAGAAAGAAAUUCCUUCAAGAUUUCUUCCCCAAAAUAUGUCUACGAAAUUUCGAUGUGUUACAACUGUUGUCGAUGCAGUGAAGAGCAUUGGUGUACGUGAUCCAAUAGAUUAUCAUAUGUUGCUAUAUGGACGAAGCAGAGAGUUGCGUAAUAUUCUUAUUGGUCUCAUGGAAAAAUUGCCCAAAGAUUCUUCCGUGGUUACUUCUGUGGAAGAUCCAUUGAAAGACCUAAUGCGAUCAGCUAACCUUGAAGAUGGAGAUAAGGAAGGAUUUCUUACUCGGUUUAGUUCAUCUCAAAAGCAAGCUAUAUCGACAAGGGUCGAUUUCGUAGGUUUCUCUGGUGAUGUUAUGGUAGCUUUACAUUGUAAUGAUUGGCGAUACCGUCAUUAUGCAGUUAUUUGUUCCUUGUUGGAAAACAAUGCCGUACACAAAAUUAAGACACAAAACUAUCAAUCACUUAGACAUGGAGUUUUAGAAAUUUUGCACCUUAGAUUUAUUAACGAGGGAGUGAAACUACAAUUGAAACCUAAACCAGUUAUUUCUCUAAAACUACAAAAGGAAAAAACAAAGGAUAAACAAGAAAUUGAUCCAGAAGUGGAUGUAGAAAAAAAUGAAGUCCUUAACGAACUGCUUAGUAAAGUUGUGGCUUUGACAGCAUAUGUAGAUCGUAAGAAGAUUUCCAACAGGAGAAUGCAAAACGAUGAGAGUGAACGAUUAUUAAUUUUACGAAACAAAAAGUUUCAAGAGGCUGAAGUUGAUGGACGGCUGAAAAAAUUAUUAGAAAAUCCAAAUGCUGUUUUGAAGCUUGAGAGUUAUAUUGAUGGAAGUAAUGAACGGAUGCAGCAUCUUCAAAAUUUAUGGUUGAAAGCCAAAGCAGAAAAGGAUGAAGAAGUGAAGAGAGCACAGCUAACUGCUGCAUUAUCAUUAUCAUCAGAUUUCACCGUUCCGUGCUACAGUCGAGAAAUUUCAUCCAAUGAUGCGAAAUUGAUUGAGAAUGAACUUGCUGAUAAAAAGAAAAUUCUAGAGAAAUUGAAAAAAGAGGUCGAGUCACGAGAAAAGAAACAGAUUAAUCGAAAUAUUUAUACGAAACACAUAUUUGAUAUUGUUGGCAACAUUAGGAAGCAGCAAAACGAAAUUAACAAAAUUGCUGCAGAAAAUCUCUAUCUUCAGAGAGAGAUCAAGUCGAAUGCAGGAAAACUGGAACGUUCUUUCACCGUAGUUGAAGGAAAACUGUACAGAGACGUUGAGAAAGAUACAUUUAUGCAAAAAGCAUACAUGCUACUGAUGAAAAUUCAUAGUGAAUGUUCUUGUGUUAUCACUGGCAUUGAUUCUGCUGGACAAAUUGAACGAGAAAUUGAAGAACUAAACGAUCAGAUUGCUACGCAGUAUCAAAAGAACAUAAAUGAAAAACUUGAGUGUAUUGUUAACGACUGGAUGCAAAUAAGGAAAGAAAAUAUGGCUUUGAAGGAAUUAUUAAAAGAAUGUGAUAAUUAA
Molecule: messenger RNA, 1653 nt
Organism: Brugia malayi
Lineage: Eukaryota; Metazoa; Nematoda; Chromadorea; Rhabditida; Onchocercidae
Exons: 14
Coding region: 1-1653 (550 amino acids)
Biological process (GO): positive regulation of ubiquitin-dependent protein catabolic process
Molecular function (GO): cullin family protein binding
Source: RefSeq, a predicted model, not a curated record